AUGUUCUCCACGGCGCGUCGCUGGCUGCGCCGGAACAAGACGCCCAUUGCCAUUGGCGUGGGCGUCGUCGGCGCCGGCUACGUCGUCACGCAGUAUGUCCUCAACAAGAUCAACGACGCGCGCGAGCGCAUGAGCAGUGAGCGCAUCUCCAAGGAGAACUUACGGCGACGAUUCGAGCAGAACCAGGAGGAUUGCACGUUUACGGUCCUUGCACUACUACCAACUGCGACCACGAACAUCCUCGAGGCCAUGAACACGGAGAGCAUCACCCUCGAGAUUCAGCAGAUGAAGAGCACAAAGGGCGUGCGGAGUGGGGAGUCAAACGGGCCGCCGCCGAGUAUCGCCGACACAACGUUGACCGAAGAGGAAGGGAGGAGCAUGGCCAGCUUUCAGAGUGACAGCGGCGUGCACGCGAGCCAGGUCGUCGCCACACCUUCCACGACGAGUGCGCCAAGUAUAAGCGAGGGAGCGCAGCAGCAGCCAGAGACUGCGACAAAGAAGAAAUCCAAGAGGCAGCUAUGGGAUGACCUCACCAUCAGCGCCAUCACGAGGUCGUUUUCUCUCAUAUACACACUUGCCCUGCUGGCCAUGUUCACUCGAGUUCAGUUGAACCUUCUGGGUAGACGGAGCUAUCUGUCGAGCGUCGUGGCCUUGGCCACCAGCACACAGCAAGCGACGAUCAGCCUUGAGAAUCAUGAUGACGACAAUGCCGACCAGGCAUACGGCAACGACUUUGACACGAACCGGAAGUACCUUACCUUCAGCUGGUGGCUGCUCCAUCGUGGGUACGCCGACAUCGUGGCGCGGGUCGAGAGUGCCGUGCGCACGGUGUUUGGCAGUCUCAGCCCCAGAGAUCUCGUCAGCUUUGAUCGGUUCUCGGAGCUGACCAUGCAGGUGCGCAAGCUCGUCGAGGGUGCCACGCCGCAGCAAAGACAGGAAGCGGACUGGCUGAAGUUCUUGCUGCCCCCGCGAGACAAGGAAGAUGAGGUGAUCAGGGAGUCCGGGGUCCUGGAGGAGAACCCCGCCCAGCAGUCGCAGGGCUCGCAAGCCUCGUCUGCCUCACUGCGGAGGUUGCUCGAUGAGACGGCCGAUCUGAUCGAGUCGCCUGCCUUCUCACACGUUCUGACUCUUCUCCUCGACGCGGGCUUUUCGUCAUUGGUGGACAAGAAGCUGGCGAACGAGGCCUUUGAGUUCCCUGCCCCCAACGAGGGCGGCAUUCUUGUCACGGACAACAGUGAGCUCAAACACACACAGCACAUCUUGCUGCCCAAGAUCCUCUCCGUCUUGACACGCCAAGCGCACGUCAUCGGGAAUGGUGUGCCGAACGAGUAUCUCCAGGACAUGGAGAAGGUGCGGGAUCUAGAGGCCUUUGCGGCCGUUGUUUAUUCGAGCAACUGGCAAAACGAGGUUCGUGAGGAGGGGCUCAUGGAUAGUGCGGUCUACGUGGAGAAGCCCUCGGAGACGACUUUGGACAAGUCAACACAGGACGACCCAAGCGUUGCGCUGGCGGAUAGCCAGCAGAGUGGUUUGGAGUGUGCUUGGGAGCGGGCCAUGGACAAACAGGCGUAG
Messenger RNA from Emericellopsis cladophorae, 1569 nucleotides. Its product is annotated as Peroxisomal biogenesis factor-like protein. Gene Ontology annotation, biological process: protein import into peroxisome membrane. Lineage: Eukaryota; Fungi; Ascomycota; Sordariomycetes; Hypocreales; Bionectriaceae. Bases 1 to 1569 code for a protein of 522 amino acids. Gene Ontology annotation, cellular component: peroxisomal membrane. The transcript is spliced from 3 exons. The record is from RefSeq and is a predicted model, not a curated record. Gene Ontology annotation, molecular function: protein-macromolecule adaptor activity.